AACCGGGCCACGUGACUGGCGAAAGCCAUCGUGGAGGCGGAGGGAGGAGAAAUGGGCGGGAGGCCUCGGGGAUAGCUAGAGACCCGGCAAAUACCAGGUUGUCAUGGAGUCGUGGGGCCCGGCUCGCGCAUGCGCCAGCUAACCCGCCGGGCUGGUCAUGGAGCAGCGACCCUGGCCCUAGACAGGAUCUCGCUAGGUAGACCUGGAUGGCCCAAAGCUCACUAUAUAGACCAAGUUGGCCUCAAACUCAGAGAUCUGCCUGACUUUGCCUCCUGAGUGCUGGAGCAGUCCAUAUGCAAAGAGUACCUGUGAUUCAGCUUCCGGCCCUCAUAGACAUGGAGAGGAAAAUCCCAUCCAGAGAGAGCCCCAGAAGACUCUCCGCCAAGCCAUGCCGGAGCACGGAGAUGAAAAAACUAGCCCGACCACUUGGUGUGGUGGCGGCUGACUCAGACAAGGACUCUGGCUUUUCAGAUGGGAGCUCAGAAUGUUUGAGCUCUGCAGAGCAGAUGGAGUCAGAGGACAUGCUGAGCGCCUUGGGCUGGAACAGAGAAGACAAGCUGAGGCAGACUUCCAAAGCUGCAAACAAUGCCUUCCCUACUCUGUCCCCUAUGGUCGUCAUGAAGAAUGUGCUGGUCAAGCAGGGCAACAGCUCCUCCCAGCUCCAGUCCUGGACUGUCCAGCCUUCCUUUGAAGUGAUCUCAGCGCAGCCUCAGCUCUUUGUCCUUCAUCCACCUGUGCCAUCUCCUGUCAGCCCAUGCCACACUGGUGAGAAAAAGUCAGAAUCUAGAAACUACUUGCCCAUUCUAAAUUCUUAUACCAAAAUAGCCCCCCACCCAGGCAAAAGGGGCCUCAACUCAGAAGACAGAGGAACCAGUGGGGUACCGAAGAAAGUCUGCACAGAGAGACUGGGGCCAAGCCUGUCUUCCAGUGAGCCAGCCAAGACUGGCCGAGUGCUAUCCAGUCCUUCCACUCCAGCCCCACCCAGCUCCAAACUCACGGAGGACUCGGCUCUUCAAGGAGUUCCCUCCCUUGGGGCUGGCGGAAGUCCACAGACUCUUCAGCCUGUGUCCAGCAGCCAUGUGGCUAAAGCUCCCAGUCUGACCUUCGCUUCACCUGCCAGUCCUGUGUGUGCAUCAGACAGCACUCUGCAUGGCUUAGAGAGCAGCUCCCCUCUCUCCCCACUGUCAGCCAGUUACAGUUCACCUCUGUGGGCUGCGGAGCACCUCUGCCGCAGCCCAGACAUCUUCUCCGAGCAGAGGCAGAAUAAGCAUAGGCGCUUUCAGAAUACCUUAGUGGUCCUCCACAAGUCUGGUUUGCUGGAAAUCACUCUGAAAACCAAGGAGUUGAUUCGUCAGAACCAAGCAACUCAGGUGGAGCUGGACCAGCUGAAGGAGCAAACCCAGAUGUUUAUAGAGGCCACCAAGAGCAGGGCUCCUCAGGCAUGGGCUAAAUUGCAGGCAUCACUAACAUCUGGGUCCAGUCAUUCAGGCAGUGACCUAGACACAUUGUCUGAUCACCCAGACAUAUAGCACAGAAACAUUUUCCAGUUAUUUGAGUUAACUCCUUUGCUAUUACAACUACACUUGUUUUCCACAGCCUAUUUAAGAGCUUUUCUUUCUAAACUCACCCACAAAGCCACGUGCCAGUCCCUGGCUGGUGUCCUAGUCUGUGGUCCAUGCACAGGUUAAGUGUGUUUCAGUUGCUCUGAGGACCUCCAGCUGGAAGUGCCCGUGAAUCCCUUUUCCUUAACCUGUAGGCACUUCUCGGGAUCUUGGGACAAAGGAGAGGUGGCUGUAUGUGUCUCUUUGAGCUGUCACUUCCCAUCCUCCUCCUCACUGUCCAGGAUCAGGGUACAGUGACAUGGAUGAGUAUAUACAGUGACACUUGUCCAGCCAAGGAGUAGGUGACCUAAGGAUCCCUUCACUGUCCUCCCUCAAGUGUUAAUCACGGAGAAAAAGAAGAGGGUGUGUUCUCCUUCUACCAGGCGUUGUGCCUGUUGAGUGAAACCUAAAAUGCUUUGGGCACAGGUACUUGGGUGCAAGCAUUUGCCACAUAAGGCUUUGUUCCUUACACUUGAAAGUUAGAGGAGAAAGGGCAAAGCCCUUUCACACACGUCCGACUCACACACUGAUCACACACCAGAUCUCACUUAGACAAUAGGCAAUACUUCUGAGUUUUAAAAUAUAGGAUGGAUUUAAUACUGUCUGGAAUUGUAUUUGAUGAAUUGCUUUUUUUUGAUUUAAGGGUCAAAGAAGCCAGCAUUUUUGGUCACUAGCUGGAAGGUUUUGUUAAUUUAUACUUGAAAUAGCACAACCAAUCUAAAAGGUAGGGCUGCAGGAUGGCUCAGUGAGUAAAGGUGCUUGCUGCCAAUGGCCUGAAUUUGAUUCCCUGAACCCACAUGACAGAGGGAGAGAACCUACUACUGCAAAUUAUGCAUCAAAUGUGCACACACACAUGAUAAAUAAACUAAUAUAAAGUUAAAGAUACAAGCUAUUAUCAACAUCAAAGCAAGGUAAAACAAUCAAAAGCUUGAGAUGGCUUCAGUGGGUCCUCAGGGUCUAGUGUAAGUCCCUCUGCUGUCUCUUGUCUGUCCCUCACCCAGCUGAUUCUGUGAGGGAAAAAUGAUUGUGUUUAUAAAUUUAAGUUAAAUAAAACUCCAAGGCCACAACAAUCAUAAAGGAUCCUUCCCUGUUUUCACAUCUGUGUUCUCAUGCAUGCCCUGUGACAAUGGCGGCCACCGUGGAUCGGACUUAGAUCUCGUGUUCGAUGUGGUCAGCAGAGCUGAAGUGUGGUGUCCCUCUCAGAGGCUGGUUUUAGGGUGGAGAGCUUGAGGAGUUUCCAUGUCUUCAGCUACCCUGUGCAGGUAACUUAAGUGUCUAAAUGGUCAAGAUCCAAAGGCUUGUAUCCUCCGUUAAAAUUUUCAUCCUCCUGGAAAUCUUUGUUCUUUACAAAUUAACUUGGUUUUUAUGACCAGUAUCUUUUUAUGCAGAGAGGAUGUUCUUGGGGCUUUACUAGGUCCAGAGUUAAGGAUCACAUUUAUUACAGAGUUGGUUAUAAUUCUAACAUAGUUUAAAAAGUAUAAGACUCAGGUUGUCUCUACUGUGCUUGUAAAGAUACAUGAUUUAGAUAUGACUGGUUUAAAAAUAGUCAACUUGGUAAAAUCUCUAUUCUUUGGUCAACAUAGAAUUAUUACCUGCUGUUUGCUUUCUGAAAGUUUCCAAAAUCAGAGUCAGUUUUUCUGGGCAGACUCAGCUCCUCCUGAUGUGCUUCCCCUAAAUCUGUAUGGUAUCGUGGCCAUUCUGCACUCCACUAGGAAGCGUCCUUCCUGGCAGAACGUUUGGCAGGAAAGCUGUAGAGACAGGUGCAUUCAGAGCAGCCUGGGCACCAGCCGUGAGUUUUAUCGUGUGUCAGAAGACUGGAAGCACUUGCUGGGAGCCGAAUGUACUACUGCACUGGAAAAGCCUGCUCUCUGUCACGCUGUAAGCUGCUUGCACUCUUCCUCCCAGAUUCUGGUUUUCUUUUCCCUUCCUGUCCCCAUAAAAGAUGAUGAAAGCCACCAUGGAUUAUUACUGCUGAGUGGUGGGAGGGUUAGCCCCCAGUCACUGCUCCUCUGAUCUUAGAGGCACAGCUGCAGGUCUCUAGGCUGUUAGCAUAGUGCUCUGUCCUGGUGCAGCUGGAAGCAGGCAGACUCCAGUAGAGAAGCUAGAUCUUUGAAGGAGCACUCCUUUGAGGCCAGAGGCCAGACCAGCACUUGGAGGAAGUCCUGAGUGGACCAGAAGACUCUUCAUUGGUUGCCCAAAGCUAUAAGUAGCAAUGGCCUCAGUGCGUGCUAUCAGCUUUUAUGAAGCAUUAUAUAGGGCCGUUGUUUUCUCAAGCUGAGAAGUCAAUUUUAACUCAGACCAACCCAUAGGAGAACCAUUGUAUCAUUGUAUUGGCAAUAUUGAAACACAUUUAGAAUGGUUUCUGACUGAAAUUGGCUAUAGAAUUUACUGUUGUUUGUAAUUUACUACACUGUUUUUAUUGAUUAUGGUAUCGUCUGACUUUUCUAGUAUGAUUCCUUCAGCAGACAUGUUGCUCUCGCACAUAUACUGAAGUGGCUUUUCAGCCACAUCCUCCUUAGGGUAGAGACUAUUUACCAAAUGUGAAUUCUUCUAAGAAAGUGUGAAGUUAUGUAGAAAUUGACUGUGAAAUGUCAAAGAAAAAUAAAGUCACUUACUUGAAAGCUA
Mastomys coucha (southern multimammate mouse) is the source of this 4226-nucleotide messenger RNA. It is a transcript of the gene Cipc, whose product is annotated as CLOCK interacting pacemaker. The transcript is spliced from 5 exons. The record is from RefSeq and is a predicted model, not a curated record. Gene Ontology annotation, biological process: negative regulation of DNA-templated transcription; negative regulation of circadian rhythm. NCBI's taxonomy places the organism in Eukaryota, Metazoa, Chordata, Mammalia, Rodentia, Muridae. The coding region runs from base 294 to 1529 and encodes 411 amino acids. Gene Ontology annotation, cellular component: nucleus.